UGUUUUAUUAGAAUUAUAUUCGUCAGCGUUUUCUCGUCAGUUAAAACCGUUCAUGGACGGAGUCAACUCUUCAAGUUGAAACGACUGGAAUAGACAUGGUCCGAAUUUUUGCUGCCAUUCUGCUGGCGGCCCUUGCGUCAGUGUCGGAAGGAACUCUGUCCUUUCAGUACCGCGCUGACGGAAAAAGAGGAGGGAUAUUCAACAAGCUAUCGGGCAAAGUUCUAUCAGGGUUCGUGAUUGCCAAACACCAAGUCACAUCCCCAGUAUGGUGCGCCCAGCACUGCCUCGAGAACAUGGAUUGCGCCUCGUACAACGUAAGGAAUGCAGUCACGUGUGAGCUGAACAACGAAACCAUGGCAACCCAAAACGCAUCCCUGCAAAGCGACCCCGAGGGUGAUCACUACUUUCCGGCAGAACUAGAGUACAAGUCGUGUCUGGACCACAUGAAGGCGGGCGCCACGGAUUCGGGCAUCUACACCAUCACCUUUAGUAAUGGGGCGCGAGCCAAAGUCAUGUGCGACUUGACCUCUGAGCCUAACGCUGCGUGGACCCUAGUUCUCUCCUUUGCCAUCAAGAACAGAUAUCUUGCAGAGUUCUGUACCAAAUCCUGGCAAUUUGACGCCCCGAGACACAGCAACGAACCGAACUGGGACGACUACAGAAUUGAACUCGCUAAGAUGCAGCACCUCGUUAAACAGUCCACUCACUGGCGUGCUACCACAGGGCUACCAGUCUACGGCGUCGAUUACCGAGACUACAUGAGAGGGUUGUUGUCGAGACUAGACGUGUUAGCUGAUGUGCAAGGCUGCCGUGACGUUGAAUACGUGAAUGUGCGUGGUUACAGCGCCACCAACUCGUCCGUUUACGUUUGGCACUUAUCCGGGCAUUUCCCACUUCACAUUGACACCGAAUGGAGCUAUGUACACUGCAGAUUCAAACCCCCUAAUUACGUGCCUAGCGAGAAUAACUUUGGCGUGUACUGUAGAGACAGCGAGCAGAAUCCGAAAUUUCGCGGAAGUGAAGAUGAUGGCAGCACUACCCAGUGGUGGUUUGGCGGAUACUUGAACUAGCCCUUUAAAUAGCAAAGCAGUUACAUCAACUAGGCAUCAAAUGAACUAGCAAACCAAACAACUAAAGCCCACACCCAACUAAAAUCCUCUCACAAGUACCAGCGAGGACAAAUGGAAGGCGUUACUGUGGCUCUUUCCGUGCACGUUAUUGAUCCGAGAGGAAGCGAGGGACUUGGAACGAGACACAGGAAUCCUGAUCCCAAUGCCUUGGAUUCAAGAGAUUAGAACUAGAUAAGCAGCCAUGCACAGACAUGGCACACCAAACGCGUCUGGGUGCAUGGCCGAAAACCACAGUAGUUUUUUGUUGCUCUUUUGAAUUUACGUAGCACUAGCAGUAACAGAACUGAGAGAUUACGGGCGAAAACAAGAAUAGCUCCAUAUUUCACAUCAUUUAAUAACUAUAGUCAUAGUAAUAUAAACAUUUUGUCAUUGAUUAUUCUGCUCACACAUCAAAUAAGUGCCGAUAUUUAUAACCAGGUGCGGUAGGAUAGUUUACUCUAGAAUACAGUUCACAUAUUUUAAAA
Molecule: messenger RNA, 1594 nt
Organism: Nematostella vectensis (starlet sea anemone)
Lineage: Eukaryota; Metazoa; Cnidaria; Anthozoa; Actiniaria; Edwardsiidae
Exons: 4
Coding region: 96-1070 (324 amino acids)
Molecular function (GO): oligosaccharide binding
Source: RefSeq, a predicted model, not a curated record